AUGGACACAUCAUCUGCUCGUUUGCUUGCGUUGUUUGCAGUUGCCACAUGCCUCCUCAGGAACAAGGCUUCCUGCUUCACGUCCUCCGGCGUGACCAGAGCAUUCGCGACCUUCUACGGCGGCAGUGACGCCUCAGGGACGAUGGGUGGGGCGUGCGGGUACAGCAACCUCUACUCGACGGGGUACGGCACGAACACGGCGGCACUGAGCACGGCGCUGUUCAACGACGGCGCCUCCUGCGGGCAGUGCUACCGGAUCGCCUGCGACUACGCGGCGGACCCGCGCUUCUGCCUCCGCGGCAAGUCCGUCACCGUCACCGCCACCAACCUCUGCCCGCCCAACUACGCGCUGCCCAACGACGACGGCGGCUGGUGCAACCCGCCGCGGCAGCACUUCGACAUGGCCGAGCCCGCCUGGCUCAACAUCGGCAUCUACCGCGGCGGCAUCGUCCCGGUCCUCUACCAACGGGUGCCCUGCGUCAAGAAAGGCGGCGUCAGGUUCACCGUCACCGGCCACGACUACUUCGAGCUCGUGCUCGUCACCAACGUCGCCGGUUGCGGCUCCGUGCAGGCCGUCUCCAUCAAGGGCUCCAGGACCGGGUGGAUGGCCAUGUCCAGGAAUUGGGGGGUCAACUGGCAGUCCAACGCGCUGCUCACCGGCCAGGGCCUCUCCUUCAAGGUCACCACCACCGACGGCCAAACGCUCGUCUUCCCCAACGUCGCCCCGGCAGGGUGGGGAUUCGGCCAGACCUUCGAGACGUCCAAACAGUUCUCCUAG
This is a messenger RNA of Lolium rigidum, 777 nucleotides long. Its product is annotated as expansin-A1-like. Gene Ontology annotation, cellular component: extracellular region. Bases 1 to 777 code for a protein of 258 amino acids. Gene Ontology annotation, biological process: plant-type cell wall organization. The transcript is spliced from 2 exons. The record is from RefSeq and is a predicted model, not a curated record. Lineage: Eukaryota; Viridiplantae; Streptophyta; Magnoliopsida; Poales; Poaceae.